Penicillium canariense is the source of this 726-nucleotide messenger RNA. RefSeq names its product GNAT family N-acetyltransferase. Bases 1 to 726 code for a protein of 241 amino acids. The transcript is spliced from 3 exons. Lineage: Eukaryota; Fungi; Ascomycota; Eurotiomycetes; Eurotiales; Aspergillaceae. The record is from RefSeq and is a predicted model, not a curated record. Gene Ontology annotation, molecular function: acyltransferase activity, transferring groups other than amino-acyl groups.
AUGUCAAUUGAAAUCGUGCCGCUGGCCAAGGCCGAUAUACCGGGGGCCGUAGAGUGUGUUCAGAAAGCGUUUGCUGAUGACCCCUACUUCCGAUGGGUAUUCAACAACCCUUCUCAGUUCAACAUUCAGCGAAACGCAGCCUCAUUAGCGGCGCAUUUCCAAUACGGCAUCAACUGUGGCUGCCCGAUCUCCGUCGCCAAAGUUACCCGCGCUACAAGCGACCAAAAGACCGAGCGCGAUAUCAAAUUAUCACCAGGGAGCAUUGUCGGCGUGAGCUGGUGGUACUCCCCUCAGGCAGCAUGCAUACCUCAGACCUGGUCCAUCUGGGUUCAGGAAUGGCUUCUCUCUUUCCGACAGCUUUUAAGUAACAUUCGCUUUCUGGGCCGCGGUGGACUCAACGUCCCCCGAUACUGGAUCUGGAAACAGGUACAGCAAGAUGCACAUGAUGCUCUGUGGAAAGAUCCCCGGGGCUACUACUUUUGCAAUAUGGUAGGGGUCAGCUUUCAGGCCCGUGGAAUGGGUGUGGGGAAACGCUUGAUGGAAAGCGUCAUGGAGAAGGCGGACCGGGAAGGUAUGCCAUGCUAUCUGGAAAGCUCCAAAGGCCAUCCCAAUAUUGCCAUCUAUGAGAAGAUGGGCUUCGAGCUGAUCAAAGAGAUCGAGUGCGCCGAGGGCGGGAACGUCUGCAAGCUUUAUUGCAUGAUCCGGAAUCCCAAAACAAAGUCUUAA